Messenger RNA from Diceros bicornis minor, 2051 nucleotides. It is a transcript of the gene UNG, whose product is annotated as uracil DNA glycosylase. Gene Ontology annotation, molecular function: uracil DNA N-glycosylase activity. The record is from RefSeq and is a predicted model, not a curated record. Gene Ontology annotation, biological process: base-excision repair; base-excision repair, AP site formation via deaminated base removal. Bases 77 to 1018 code for a protein of 313 amino acids. NCBI's taxonomy places the organism in Eukaryota, Metazoa, Chordata, Mammalia, Perissodactyla, Rhinocerotidae. The transcript is spliced from 7 exons. Gene Ontology annotation, cellular component: nucleus; mitochondrion.
AACUGCAGACCUUCUCAGUGGCGCGAGUCUCGUGGGUCCCCUGGCGGCGCGCGUUCCCUCCCUCCUCGGCUCCAGGAUGAUCGGCCAGAAGACCCUCUACUCCUUCUUUACCCCGAGCGCCCCCAGGAAGCGACAUGCCGGCGGCCCCGAGCCGGCCGACCCGGGGACCGGCGUGGCGGCGGUGGCUGAGGAGAGCGGGGAUGCGGCGGCCAGCCCCCCCAAGAAGGCCCGAGCCGGGCAGGAGGACCCCAGCACGCCGCCCUCCUCGCCGCUGAGCCCCGAGCAGCUGGACCGCAUCCAGAGGAACAAGGCCGCCGCCCUGCUCAGACUCGCGGCGCGCAACGUGCCGGUGGGUUUCGGUGAGAGCUGGAAGAAGCAUCUUAGCGGAGAGUUCGGAAAACCGUAUUUCAUAAAGCUAAUGGGGUUUGUUGCAGAAGAAAGAAGACAUCACACUGUUUAUCCACCCCCACACCAAGUCUUCACCUGGACCCAAAUGUGUGACAUAAGAGAUGUGAAGGUUGUCAUCCUGGGACAGGAUCCGUAUCAUGGACCCAAUCAAGCUCACGGGCUCUGCUUCAGUGUUCAAAGACCUGUUCCACCUCCACCCAGCUUGGAAAACAUUUAUAAGGAACUGUCCACAGACAUAGAUGGCUUUGUUCAUCCUGGUCACGGAGAUUUGUCUGGGUGGGCCAAACAAGGUGUUCUCCUACUCAACGCCGUCCUCACGGUCCGCGCGCAUCAGGCCAAUUCUCACAAGGAGAGAGGUUGGGAGCAGUUUACCGACGCGGUCGUGUCCUGGCUAAAUCAGAACUCCAAUGGCCUCGUCUUCUUGCUCUGGGGCUCUUAUGCUCAGAGGAAGGGCAGUGCGAUCGACAGGAAGCGGCACCACGUGCUGCAGACUGCUCAUCCCUCCCCGUUGUCCGUGUACAGAGGGUUCUUUGGGUGUAGACAUUUCUCUAAGACCAACGAGCUGCUGCAGAAGUCCGGCAAGGAGCCCAUCAACUGGAAGGAGCUGUGACCCUGAACUGGGGGCAUCUCCAGGCGGUUUUCUAGAAGCUGCUAUUGAAGUUGCAAAGUCCGAUUGAAAAAGCAUUUCCCUGGUUCUUAAGCACUCUGCAUAAGGGAAGGUUUCGGGAAAGCAGCCAUGAACCAGGCUGCCCAGGAGAGGCCGCUUUAUCCAGCCUGGACGUGCCCUGUGACCACGUCUCCUCUGCAGCAUGGCUUUGGCCUAACACGCGCCAUCAGCCCAAGUUCUUGGAAGAGAGAUGAGGUCACACUCUAGACUCUUCCCCUCUGUUUCCUUGGGCUAAGGGGGGAGAUAAGCACCUGUUUGGUACAGCCAGCUGCUACUUGUUUAUACCUGGUAGGUUAGACUGUAAGUUAUCAGGUGUUGGGUGUGUUUAUUUAGAAGGGCCCCCCUCUGCCCAGCCUGGCCUUCCAGCCUCGGCCAGGUCCACCGCCCCUUGAUCCUCACGGAGCCCUCAGGCCCCUCCUUGAAGGAAGCGCGAGGACGUUUUGCAAGUUCCCAGAAAGCCGGCCUCGCAGAAAUGAGGGAUGAAUUUCCUGGUUGUAGCAGAGGAGAAAAUUCCUAAGGAGUAAUCCUUGGUGUGAGCCUUCACAGACAGGCAGAGGCCGAAAGAAGUGAGCUGGGUCUUGUUUAUCCUGUUAUCCCGUGGGUGUUUCUAGGAGUAAGCAGUGGACGUUGAACAGGAAGGAAGAGAAAGGGGGCUUUUUUUUUUAGGGAAAGGAAGUGCUUUUCUCCUAGAUGUGUCCUGAGUUGGGGUUUUUAAGGCAGCACUGACUGCCAAAAGCUGUUUUUUAUAGACUGAAAUCACUUUGGGAUAUCUCUUUCUGCAACACUGGCGAAUUUUGCUUUGGUAAAAAUACUUGGCAAAUUUGUACAUAUAUUUUUUUAAUCCUUUGUUUAACAGACAAUCUUUAUUAGGUCGUCACCUCCAUCCUAGAUGCUGUUAGAGUUGCUGUUUUGCUAUUAGCUGGGUUUAAUAGUUAACCCUGUGUGAGUUUGCUAAUAAAAGAUUGUUGAAGUUUCA